Messenger RNA from Hylaeus anthracinus, 1498 nucleotides. RefSeq names its product ribosomal protein S6 kinase alpha-3-like. The record is from RefSeq and is a predicted model, not a curated record. Gene Ontology annotation, molecular function: ribosomal protein S6 kinase activity; ATP binding. The transcript has 9 exons. Lineage: Eukaryota; Metazoa; Arthropoda; Insecta; Hymenoptera; Colletidae. The annotation marks the transcript as partial. Gene Ontology annotation, biological process: protein phosphorylation.
UUAGCUUAAUUACUGAACAAAACGACUUUGAUAUAACGCGAUUCCUAUUCAUGAUACGUAUAUACACUUUGCUUAUCGUAAUAUCGUGCUUUAUAUAGAUAUUCCAUCAAAUAUACGUGUGUUUUAAUUAUAUUCUUCGUCGUUUUCUACGAAGUUUAUUGAAAAGCAGCCAUUUCGCUUGGUUUUAAAGCAGGUGCUUCCGGUGUUCCGUGUCCACAUUAUCCGUGGUCUCGGUUGUGUAAAUUAAACGCAACUAAAUGUUAAUUUAUGACGACCGCGCACGCGGGAAUAUUCUACGACAACGUCUACAGUUUCGCGAACAAUAACGCGACAUCAAGUAUAAUGCCGUUGGCGACUCUAACAGUCCCUUGGUCCGAGCAACAUGUAAACGAGAAGCAAUCUGUAGAGAUUCUUCCAGCAGAGGCUCAAGAGGAAGCGAUGAUCACCCAGGGAAACGUGGUUGAACCACGUUCUAAUGGGUGCUCUGAGUCCCAUGAGAUUGAACUACGUGAGGUAGUACGAGAUGGUCAUGAGAAAGCAGACCCAUCUCAAUUUGAGCUUCUCAAAGUUCUCGGUCAAGGUUCUUUUGGAAAGGUAUUCUUAGUGAGGAAAGUUGUCGGUAAAGAUAGCGGGACACUUUAUGCCAUGAAAGUUUUGAAAAAGGCAACAUUGAAAGUUCGGGACAGAGUUAGGACAAAGAUGGAAAGGAACAUACUAGUGGAUGUUGAGCAUCCAUUCAUAGUUCGACUACAUUAUGCAUUCCAAACAGAAGGCAAACUUUAUUUAAUUUUAGAUUUCUUAAGAGGUGGUGACCUGUUUUCAAGAUUAGCUAAAGAGGUAAUGUUUACAGAGGAUGAUGUAAAGUUUUAUCUAGCCGAACUUGCUCUUGCACUGGAUCAUAUACAUAAACUUGGAAUUAUUUAUAGAGAUCUCAAACCAGAAAAUAUUCUACUGGACACAGAAGGCCAUAUAUCUUUAACUGACUUUGGUCUGAGCAAGCAACCGUUAGACGAUUGUAAGGCGUAUUCAUUUUGCGGUACGGUAGAGUAUAUGGCGCCUGAAAUAGUUAAUCGAAAAGGGCAUUCGUUUGCUGCUGACUGGUGGAGUUUUGGUGUUCUUAUGUUUGAAAUGUUGACUGGAGCUCUGCCAUUUCAAGGUGCUAAUCGUAAGGAAACAAUGACGCAAAUAUUAAAGGCAAAACUUAGUAUGCCUCUUAACAUUUCACCGGAAGCACAGGCGCUUCUCAGAGUACUAUUUAAGAGAAAUCCCGCAAACAGACUUGGAUCUGGCGGAGUGGAAGAAAUCAAAAACCACGUGUUCUUUGCGACAAUCGAUUGGCAUGCUCUUUACAAAAAAGAGAUAAAGCCUCCCUUCAAACCAGCCGUUAGUCAAGAAGAUGAUGCAUUUUAUUUUGAUAGUGAAUUUACAUGUAAAACGCCUAAAGAUUCUCCCGGGGGACCACCAAGCGCUAACGCUCACGAAUUGUUUCGUGGGUUUA